GUGACUGUUGGAACUCGUGUUUCAGUCUCUGGCGACUCGAGCCGACUUCUCUUCUUAAAAAGACUUGAACCCGUUCUCCUCCUGCACCACCUCCUCUACCUCCUCCCCCUGAACGACGUGCAGGCUCGGGUAGAAACACCGCCGGGACACCGCGGGAGCAGCAGCGUGUGGAGCUUUUAUUUUGAAAGAGCCUCACGGGAAAAACAUCCCUCCUCGUCGUGUCACUUCGAGGGUCCGACGGAUUCUUCUUGUUCCGGAGAUCAGAAACUGUUCCUAAUAUCAUUUUCGGCGGCUCGUUGAAAAAAACAAAAAGACCCACCUCGAUCUCUUGCGCCUGACGGGUUUUUUAAAACUACAGUUGACCCGAUUCGACAUUAUUUAGCGAGUUCAAUUUCUCUCUCUCUCCCUCUCUAGCGAGUUCCACUUUUUCCUCGUUUCUUUGAACGCGCUUCAGAUAUGAUGAUGUCACCGACGCCACUUUUCCCUGAAGUUAUGGCGGAGCGCAACUUUCCCGACUUCUCUUGAGAAAAGCCCGAGCGGCGCAGUGGCCGUUGAACGCCUCAGCAGGGGCCUACAGGCGGACGCUCGCAGUCGGACGUGAACCCACCAGCAGCGGCAGGAGGAGUCAGGCCUCGACGCAGCGUCCUCACGACAGCUUCGACACUUUGUUCACGUCUCGGCUCCAUUUGUUGUUUCAACCACUGAGAGCACUUGGCCGUACUAAUGGAGCACCUCCAGGGAGCGUGGAAGACUCUGAGCAACGGCUUCGGGAUGAAGGACUCGGCGUUCGAGGGCCCGUGCCUCUCGCCGACCUCGGUGCAGGGCUUCUCCUGCCAGCGACGCUCCUCGGAUGACAGCAAGAUGCCCGACUCCAAGGCGAGCAGCACUAUCAGAGUCUACCUCCCCAACCAGCAACGCACUGUGGUAAAUGUGCGACCGGGCAUGACUCUGCACAACUGCCUGAUUAAAGCGUUAAAGGUGCGAGGUCUGCAGCCGCAGUGCUGUGCCGUCUUCAGGCUUCAUCCAGGACAGAGGAGUAAGAAACUACGGAUGGAUUGGAACACCGACUCCACCUCUCUGAUCGGGGAAGAGCUGCUGGUGGAGGUUUUAGAUCACGUUCCUUUGACGACACAUAAUUUUGUUCGGAAAACAUAUCUGAAGCUGGCCUUCUGCGACAUCUGCCAGAAGUUUCUCUUGAACGGUUUCCGUUGUCAAACAUGCGGCUACAAGUUCCACGAACACUGUAGCACCAAAGUGCCCACGAUGUGUGUGGACUGGAGCAACAUCAGGCAACUGCUGUUGUGUCCGACACCCGGUGAGAGCGGUGCCCCGUCACUGCCUCCGCUGACAUCACGGCGAAUGAGAGAGUCCUUAACACGGUUUCCAAGCUCCGCCCACCGAUAUUCCACCCCUCACGCCUUCAACUACACCGCGCCCUACCCACCCACGGGCGGCGGCCUCUCCCAGAGGCAGCGCUCCACCUCCACGCCCAACGUCCACAUGGUUAGCACUACCCUGCCUGUCGACAGCAGCAUGAUUGAGGAUGCGAUGCGUGAUCACGACUCGGGAGGAAGUUCCCCCAACCAAAGCCCCACCGGCUGGUCCCAGUCCCAAGCCAAAGCCCCUGCACCUGCCCAGCGCGAGAGGGCCCCGUCCCCCAAAACACACGAGAAGAAUAAAAUUAGGCCUCGGGACAAGCGUGACUCGAGCUACUACUGGGAGAUCGAGGCCAGCGAGGUGUAUCUGAACUCCCGCAUCGGCUCGGGCUCCUUUGGAACUGUAUACAAAGGGAAAUGGCAUGGUGAUGUGGCAGUGAAGAUAUUAAAGGUGACCGACCCCACGCCGGAGCAGUUGCAGGCUUUCAGGAAUGAGGUGGCCGUCUUGAGGAAAACGCGACAUGUCAACAUCCUGUUGUUCAUGGGCUACAUGACGAAGGACAACCUGGCCAUCGUGACGCAGUGGUGCGAGGGCAGCAGCCUCUACAAACACAUCCACGUGCUGGAGACCAACUUGAAGAUGAUCCAGCUCAUAGACAUCGCCAGGCAGACGGCUCAGGGCAUGGACUACCUGCAUGCAAAGAACAUCAUUCACCGUGACAUGAAGUCCAACAACAUCUUCUUACACGAAGGGCUUACGGUGAAAAUCGGCGACUUCGGCCUCGCUACGGUGAAGGCCAGGUGGAGCGGCUCUCAUCAGGUGGAGCAGCCGUCUGGAUCCAUUCUGUGGAUGGCUCCCGAGGUCAUCCGGAUGCAGGACAACAAUCCCUACAGCUUCCAGUCCGACGUCUAUUCCUAUGGAAUCGUUCUGUACGAGCUCAUGACGGGAGAACUCCCGUACGCCAUGAUCGCCAACAGAGAUCAGAUCAUCUUCAUGGUGGGCAGAGGAUACUUGUCCCCGGACCUCAGUAAGCUCUACAAGAACUGCCCCAAGGCCAUGAAACGGCUGGUGGCCGACACCAUCAAGAAGUCCAAGGACGAGCGGCCGCUGUUCCCGCAGAUCCUGUCCUCCAUCGAGCUCCUCCAGCACGCCCUGCCCAAGAUAAACCGCAGUGCCUCCGAGCCGUCCCUGCACCGAGCCGCUCACACCGAGGACAUCAACGCCUGCACUCUGAUGUCCAUGAGGUUGCUCGAGUUCUAGAGGCGACCGGCGGCACCGGCCGGCCUUCGCCACUUAGAAACCAAAUACUCUCCGUGCAGAUACGCCAAUAUACGCGUUAAAAAAAUAAAAAAUAAAAAAAAAAGUACCGUACAUGCAAUCAAUCAUAAAACUGUUCGCUAAUCGAUGAAAUCUGUAAAGACGAGAAGGGGAAGAGGCGACGGAUUGCGGCGGACACAUGAAGAUGUUUGGUGUGAGACCGCUUCACCGCUGCUGCACGCAUUCAGAAGUUCGCAGAGGCUCCGUGGUUUUGCGAUGCGUUUCGUUAAAUGUUGUAAAUACACACACACACCUACACACACACACACACACACACACACACCUACACCUACCUAAGAUGGCGAUGGAUGGACAUUGAAGGAAGCUCAAAAAGAAAGGACAGAUGUCUUUUUUAAAAUUUGGGUUACAUGAUGUGAAGCACACACACAACCACACACACCCCCGGCCCGUCUGUCGGGGGGUUUCUGAUGAAGACGACCCCCAUUACAGUUGAACCUGCCUUAAGAGGAAAACCAAGCCUGGACGAAAGCUCCUGCACAACUUCGAUUCCUCUCUUAUCACAAACAAAAAAGGCGUUUGUCGAUUUAGUCCAUUUUAGUUGCACAGUAGUAGGCGUUUUUUUUGUUUCGUUGUCUUAAAUGACGAUGGAGUAGAUAUGGGAAAUGUAUUUUCUUUUCUUUUUUCUUGUUUUUGUUGUCAUGAUGUUUUUUUUCUUCUCUUUUUGACUUCUCUUUAUUUUUUCGGGGCGGGGUCUUUCUGGAGGAACUAUACAGCGAACAUGAGCGACCAUGGGAAAACGUUUUAUGUUUCAACACUGCGGUUUCAGAUAAUGUACGACACGUUUCUCGUCCGUCCUUCUUCCACGUGUCGGUUUAUCGUGAGCUGGACUUUUUGUUUUUCUUUUGCCGGUCGUCUUAAAAUAUUUAAAAAUCAUUUUUCGGGGGGGCAAACAAAGAUGUUGUUUUUUUUUCUUUUCUUUAUCGUGUCUCUUUCAGGAGGUUUAAAAACGUUUUAUCGUGAGCGCGGUGAGAAAGUUGUCUAUUCAAUAUUUUAAUAAAAAUUUAAGUUAAAUCUC
Molecule: messenger RNA, 3730 nt
Organism: Scophthalmus maximus (turbot)
Lineage: Eukaryota; Metazoa; Chordata; Actinopteri; Pleuronectiformes; Scophthalmidae
Gene: raf1a
Product: Raf-1 proto-oncogene, serine/threonine kinase a
Exons: 18
Coding region: 724-2637 (637 amino acids)
Biological process (GO): signal transduction; protein phosphorylation
Cellular component (GO): cytosol; plasma membrane; mitochondrion
Molecular function (GO): protein kinase activity; ATP binding
Source: RefSeq, a predicted model, not a curated record